Molecule: messenger RNA, 924 nt
Organism: Miscanthus lutarioriparius
Lineage: Eukaryota; Viridiplantae; Streptophyta; Magnoliopsida; Poales; Poaceae
Source: the annotation of a GenBank genome assembly
AUGGGCUCGGUUGGCAACACGGCAGCGGCAGUAACGGAGGUAGCCCUCCGGUUCGGCAACGCGAGGCCAAUACCGGCCGUCGGCAUGGGCACGGCGGUCUCGGCCCCCAUGAAUGCAGUGCUAGCGGCCAUCGAGGUUGGCUUCCGCCACCUCGACACAGCCGCAAUGUACGGCUCGGAGAGGUCGGUCGGCGAGGCCGUGGCCGAGGCGGUCCGCCGCGGGCUCCUGGAGUCCCGGGAGGAGGUGUUCGUGACGUCGAAGCUAAACCUGCAGAUGGAGUACCUGGACCUGUACCUGAUCCACUGGCCGGUGUGCAUGAAGCCCGGGCCGAUAGCGUUCCCGGCCAAGAAGGAGGACGCCGUCCCGUUUGCCUUCGAGGGCGUCUGGCGAGCGAUGGAGGAGUGCCAGCGGCUGGGGCUCGCAAAAGCCAUCGGCGUCAGCAACUUCACCACCAAGCACCUUGACAAGAUCCUGGCUUUCGCCUCGAUCCCGCCCGCGGUGAACCAGGUUGAGCUGAACCCGGUGUGGCAGCAGCGUAAGCUGAGAGCAUACUGCGCCGACAAGGGUAUCCACGUCGUGGCGUACUCGCCGCUGGGAGGGCAGGACUGGUCACGCACGGGGGAAGGCAACGGCGUGCUGGGAUCCCAGGUGCUCGCGGAGAUAGCCCAGCGAAGAGGGAAAACCAUCGCACAGGUGUCGUUGAGGUGGAUAUAUGAGCAGGGAGUGACUUGGAUCGUCAAAAGCUUCAACAAGGAGAGGCUCAAGCAGAACCUGGAUAACUUCGACUGGAAGCUGACCGAGGAAGACUGGCUCAAGAUCAGACAGAUCCCGCAGAAGAAGUAUGUCACGGCUGCAGUCCUGUUCUCGACGGAGGGCGAAUUCACCUCGGUCGAUCUAGCAGACAUGGACGUUGUUGAGGAAUAG